Labrus mixtus (cuckoo wrasse) is the source of this 1914-nucleotide messenger RNA. It is a transcript of the gene sypl2b, whose product is annotated as synaptophysin-like 2b. NCBI's taxonomy places the organism in Eukaryota, Metazoa, Chordata, Actinopteri, Labriformes, Labridae. Gene Ontology annotation, cellular component: synaptic vesicle membrane; synaptic vesicle. The record is from RefSeq and is a predicted model, not a curated record. The coding region runs from base 143 to 871 and encodes 242 amino acids. The transcript has 6 exons.
CUGAUCACGUGUUUUAUACUACGAGUCACUGAAGUUGGAGAUAAGUUUGACAAGUCCGAAGUAGCGCCCCGAAGAGCUGCAAAAGACCAGGAAAGGUGUCAAAUAAUCGAUAACAGCGGUUUUUUUUUACUCGGAAUUGACGAUGGAAUCCGUCGCCCAGAAAGUGCUGAGCUCGGGGUUCACUCCUGACUUGGGGCCUUUGAAGGAGCCGCUGGCAUUUAUCCGUGUGCUAGAAUGGGUGUUUGCCAUAUUUGCCUUUGCAACGACAGGAGGUUACAGCGGCACAACCAGCAUCAAUGUCCGGUGCCAGGGGCAUGACAGUCAAAUAAUACAGGCAGAGUUUAACUACCCGUUCAGGUUGAUGGACCAUCCGUAUAAUGUCCCCAGCUGCAACAAUCAGAGUACCACCACUGUUGCAUACCUGACUGGGAACCACAUGUCUUCAGCACAGUUUUUUGUCUGUAUUGGAGUGUUUGCCUUUCUCUACUGCACUGGCACACUGGUCCUCUACUUAGGUUACCAGCAUGUGUAUAGAGCAACUAGUCGUGGUCCCACUGUGGACCUGUUGGUGACUGCUGCCUUUGCUUUCCUGUGGUUGGCAUCCUCCUCUGCAUGGGCUAAAGGCUUGUCAGAUGUGAAGUGGGCCACCAGCCCUUCAACAAUUGUCACCCUUCUCAGCGUUUGUAAGGAUCCCAACAAGUGCACCCCGGGAGCUAUCCCUCACAUGGGCCGGCUAAAUGCCUCUGUGAUUUUUGGUUUUCUUAACCUCAUCCUGUGGAGCGGAAACUGCUGGUUCAUUUACAAGGAAACACCUUUCCACAAAUCAGCCAACCAGCCUACGGACGUGGAAGGGGGAGUCGGACAAUCGUAACUGCUUCCUCAUUUCAGACAGUAGUGUUUUUGAAUGAGUCAUUUUGGUACUAAUUAUUCAAAGAAAAAUGUUGUAGAUUUCAAGACUGAGGGCUUCUUUUUCCCCUGUAUUCAAUGUUUGCUUAGUGCUGUAUUAACACAAUUGCAUUUUGAAAACUACAAAAUGAGUAGUCAAAUAAAUACAGGAAACUGUAGGAGUAAAAAAAAACAAAAAAAAAACUAACUGUCCCUCAGCUCAAAUGUUACUACAGAUGUGGAAUUGAUAUUCUAGUUUGUGAUGAAUCAUAAUGAAGCAUAACUUUGUUAAACUGUUUACAGUCCAAAAUAUUUCUUUACAAAACAUAAUUCUGACAUCAUCAUCACAUUCUUAAAAAAAUACCUCAGGGCCAUGAACAAUUUAACAAAAUACCCAAUAAUAUGAGAAACGUGAAGUGAAUCUAUUAUUUACACAAAUCUAUGUCAACAAAGUCAGAAUUCAGUGGUAUCCUAAAAAAAACAUUAACGUUUAGUUACUAAAGAUGGAUGACAGUUGCUGUUAUGAGAUUAUUUAUUAGAGCUGGAAUUUUUUGACUAAUCCUUUUUUUUUGUGUGUUGCGCCUCAACAUUUCACUGUAAAGAUGAACCCACCAUUGCAGCUGAAUAAAGAUAUGCUGAAUGUGGUGGAGACAUGCAUUUAAAGCUUGUUCGCUCUAUACAUUUUAUAUGUUAACCUUUAACAUUGAAACUGUUAUAUUUGUUUCUUGUUGUUUUUUCCCUUCCUUACCCUUUUAUGUUUAUAAUGUUUAAACCAAGAAUUAUAAUACCCCAACAUAGUCCUCUAAGCCAAAUUCUACCAAAUUGUGUUGCUUUUCAAUAAAUAGUUGCUGUUACAAUUGACUGACCUUUAUCAGUUAUUGCGCCCUGCCUGGUUCGCUGUUUUUGAGCUUCAUCAAACAAUGUGUUGAUAAAAGUGUCACAGAUGAGACUGGAGUUCCUUUACGAGACCAGAAAAGAAAUGUCCAGUACUGAAAUGCUGUACAGCAUUAAAUAAAAGCAAGUACUGGA